Messenger RNA from Fusarium vanettenii 77-13-4, 1455 nucleotides. RefSeq lists its product as uncharacterized. Lineage: Eukaryota; Fungi; Ascomycota; Sordariomycetes; Hypocreales; Nectriaceae. The record is from RefSeq and is a predicted model, not a curated record. The transcript has a single exon. Bases 1 to 1455 code for a protein of 484 amino acids.
AUGUCCUCCCUCACAUCGGACAACGGACCCCGUGUCAACCGGGCCCGCCCCGCCAAAUCUGCCGGCGUCGACAUCAAGAUCGACCAGCACUGGAGCUCCAAGGCUUACACCUCUGGUUCUACCAUUGCCGGCCACGUCGUCGUCAACACCCAGCGCGAUGCCGCUUUUGAAGACUUUGAGAUCCUCUUUACGGGUACUGCCUACACCCGUGUUGACUUUGUCAACCAGUACUCCAGUGCUACCUAUGCCGCCCGGCCUUUCAUGAAGCUUCGGAUGCCCAUCCGAGAUUCAGAUUUCCCCAGCCCUCGUGUCUUUGAGGCUGGCCGCACAUAUACCAUCCCUUUCAACUUUGUCGUCCCCCACCAGCUCACCCUCAGCGCUUGCAACCACCCGGUUGAGCAUGCUGGCGUUCGCGAUCACCACCUCCAGCUCCCCCCGACCAUGGGUUUCUGGGAGCACAAUGACCAGUCUCCCGACAUGGCUCACAUCGAGUAUGCCGUCCGCGCCGGCGCAUACAAGGACACUGCCGAGGAGGGCCGAACCCAGAUCCUCGAGGGCUUCCACAUGAUCAAGGUGCUCCCCUCGCUUCCUGAGGAUGCGCCCCUUGACAUUGGUCCCAACGAUGAGCGCUACACCCUCUCCAAGACAAAGACCAUCCGCAAGAACCUCUUCUCGGCCAAGCAGGGCAAGCUCACCACCACGGCUUCCCAGCCCGGUGCCAUCAUGCUCUCUGCCAACUUUCUCAAUGCUACCGAGACCAACUUGAAGGUCGACCUCAAGUUCAGCACGGCAUCUGCUGAUAUCACUCCCCCCAAGAUCAACUCUGUCAGCGCCAAGCUGCACUCCACCACCUUUUUCAGCAGCGCCCCUAUGAACCAUCUCCCCAACCUUGGCGCUCGCAUCAAGCACCAGAGCAGCCCCUCGCUCACAUACUCGACCACCACCCCCAUCCCCAUGCACCCCGAUACAAACAUUACCUGGGAGAACGAGGCUCCCGCCUCUCGACGAGACUCUGGAUACUCCAGCGGCGCUUGGCACGAGGUUACUUCCGAGAACGAAGGCGCCGAAGGCCGCAACAAGAAGGCCAGCAAGGAAAACGUCCACCGCUACGCCACCCUCAACAUCCCCUUCACCUUGCCCACCGGCGGCAACAAGAUCUUCCUCCCAACCUUUUACUCGUGCAUCAGCGCCCGCACCUACAUCGUCUACCUGACUCUCUCCGUCGGCCCCAUGAACACCAACAUCAACCUCUUUGUGCCUGUCCAGGUUGCCGUCGAGAACACCUUUGAGCCCGUCGAUGACGAGCUCCCUACCUUUGACGACGCCGUCGCAGAGGCCGAGGCCGACUCUUACUUCCAGCCCCGACUCACGCAGGUCCCCUCGGAGCGCUUCCAGGGCACCAGCACCCUCCCUGGCUACGAAGAUGCACGACGACGCCAAGUUGCAGUUGCCUAA